Salmo salar (Atlantic salmon) is the source of this 1345-nucleotide messenger RNA. The record is from RefSeq and is a predicted model, not a curated record. NCBI's taxonomy places the organism in Eukaryota, Metazoa, Chordata, Actinopteri, Salmoniformes, Salmonidae.
UUCGUGUUUCCAGACUCCACGGCACGCAUUUUCAAGAAAGGAGUACUGAGUUUUUGAAGAGGGAAAGAAAGAAGGAGAGUGAAUGAAACCGACGAGAGAGACAGAGAGAUAGAGAUAAAGAGACUAACAGAGAGAGACAGAGAGCGAGAGAGAGAGAGAGAGAGACAGACAGAAGAUAUCCACACAGCAACAGGAGUGGACGGAGGACCGACCCAGUCACCCAGGUGUAACAUCCCGCUACAGGAAGGAGGGAGACGGCAGAGCCAUGGCGAAUAUAGCGGUCCAAAGGAUCAAACGGGAGUUCAAAGAAGUUCUGAAAAGCGAAGAGACGAGUAAAAACCAGAUCAAGGUGGAUCUGGUAGAUGAAAACUUCACAGAGCUGCGAGGAGAGAUCGCAGGACCACCGGACACGCCGUACGAAGGUGGCAGAUUUCAACUGGAAAUCAAAAUCCCAGAAACGUAUCCCUUUAACCCUCCCAAGGUGAGGUUCAUCACUAAGAUCUGGCAUCCCAACAUCAGCUCAGUAACAGGCGCCAUCUGUCUUGACAUCCUCAAAGACCAGUGGGCAGCAGCGAUGACUCUGAGAACGGUACUGUUGUCCCUCCAGGCUCUUCUGGCCGCAGCUGAACCGGACGACCCGCAGGAUGCAGUAGUGGCCAAUCAGGUACCGUAUAAGCAGAACCCAGACAUGUUUACGCAGACGGCCAGGUUAUGGGGCCAUUACUACGGUGGAGCACCUGAACCCGGUCCAGAAUACACACGGAAGAUAGACAAACUCACUGCCAUGGGCUUCGAAAAGAAUGCUGUAAUCGCUGCCUUGUCCUCUAAAUCCUGGGACGUGGAGACGGCGACAGAACAACUCCUUAGCAACUGAGACCCCUCUGACCUCAUCUCCCUUCUCCUAUUGGUGCCCUCCGAUGCCUUCUAACCACAGCCCAAACUGAGCCUUCGCUGGGCUGACGUCAUAGAGUUUCACCCCUCUUCCAAGUCACUUCCUGGUAACCUUUCAACUCUCCCUAUUCCCCGGCCUUCAAAACAUCCCUUACUUUCCGUCUUUUAAGAAGGCCCACAUUAAAGCGUUGUUAACCUGGCGGAGGUUAGUGGCUGAGAGAGACAGGAGGACAAGCAACGCCGGACAGGAUGGAACUGUACAAAUACUUUAUUCUUCCUGGAUAUUGUAAAAAAAAAAAAAAACGUAAACUGUGUUUCAGUUUUAACUCACGACUAGAAGGAAAGAAAUUGCCUAGUUAACUAUUUUGAUUGGCCGACUAGGAAGUUAGUCUGAAUGUCCCGAUUGGCUCGUUGAAGCGACUUACGCGCUUGAUUGGCCCAGUCUGCUUCCCCC